CCCAGCCGGACGCGGAGCCGCAUGCUGGAACGCGCCGUCUCGCCGCCGGAGGUGCUAAACUUCACACUCUGCAGCUUCUCCGCCUGUCAGGAGGGCCUCCGCUGGGCUGCCUGUCGAGAAAUAGGGCCCGUGAGCUCAUGACGAAUGCGUGGCUCCUUGUCUAUUCCACUCGCCUCCCUUUCCCGCCACCUAGCUCUUCCCUGGCUCAGCCUCAAUUUCUUGCCCCCUCUCCAAUCUUUCGAGGCCCUUCCCAGGCCCUAGAAGUCCCCUCUGGACCCCAAGCAGACCCAGGCACCUCCCACUCCCCCUCUCUGUCUUCCGCGCCUCUCGCCCUGCUUGGCUCUUGGGGCUCCUAGAAAGCAGACGUCUCGCCCUGCCAGUGAGAGAGCCAAGCUGUUGAGUAUCGAGGUGGGAUCGGAUUCUGACCUCCCUCGGGGCGAGGCCCUUGAGCGCCAGAGCCCCGGGGGCUGGCUGCUCCUCCAUCCCCUUCCUCGUCUUCGCGCUCUCCUCCGCACCCAGUCCCGGGUCAUUUCCACGCACUUUCUCUUUCCUUCCUUGUCUUCCUAAAUGCGCGAAGCCUCGGGGGCGGGGCACGCAGAGCUGGGACGCUAGAUGCCCGUGCCCCGAUUCCGCCCCCUGCCGGCGGUGCCCCGCCUCCCCCGAACCGCACGAGAAGAAAUUGGGUGCAACCGUAACUUCAGCGGAGGCCUUGGUGGCCCCCAGCAGGGGUCCCGGGACCGUGCACACUGAGGACAAGAGGCCAGGAAGGGAGGCCCAGGCGCCGAGCCAUGGGCAGUGAGUCGCUGCCGAAACCCUCCCAGCCUGGUCAAGCUCUCCGCCCCCAGCCGACACACCUCUUCUCCCCGGUCCCGCUCCCUCCCUCAAGCCUCACUCUCCCAGGCUCCCAGAUCCCUCCCUCUGCACCUCCCCGGCACCCUCCCCAUCGGCGGCCCCCUCCCGCGUCCUCCCCCUUCCCCGCUGCCGGGGCCCCGGGCCUCCGGUAGGCCGGACUGCGCCAAUCCGCGCCGCGGCCCGCCCCCUGACGCUAAGCUGGGCCCGCGAGGCCCCGCCCGCUGACGUCCGGGAUUUGCAUGAGUUCUUGUGCAGCCGCGGCCCGGGCUCAGUUGUCUGAGCGAGCGCGAGCCGGGAGCCGGAGCGGGCGCGGGCGGCGGCGGGCCAGACCGGCUGUGCGGGACGAGCGGCGGCGGCGGCAGCGCGGGCGGUGGGGGCGCCUUGGCCGGGCGGCAGCUGGGCGCCGGCGGGAGCCAGUAGCGUCUGCAGCCGCGCCGGCCACCCGCUCCCCGGCGCGCUCCGGCUCGGCCAUGGAGCUGCCAGCUGUUGGCGAGCACGUCUUCGCGGUGGAGAGCAUCGAGAAGAAGCGGAUCCGCAAGGGCAGAGUGGAGUAUCUGGUGAAAUGGAGAGGCUGGUCCCCCAAAUAUAACACGUGGGAGCCUGAAGAGAACAUCCUGGACCCCAGGCUGCUGAUCGCCUUCCAGAACAGGGAACGGCAGGAGCAGCUGAUGGGAUAUCGGAAGAGAGGGCCGAAGCCCAAGCCGCUGGUGGUGCAGGUACCUACCUUUGCUCGUCGCUCCAAUGUACUGACCGGACUCCAGGACUCCUCCACUGACAACCGUGCCAAGCUGGACCUGGGCUCGCAGGGCAAGGGCCAGGGCCACCAGUAUGAGCUCAACAGCAAGAAGCACCACCAGUACCAGCCACACAGCAAAGAGCGGGCGGGCAAGCCCCCACCGCCUGGCAAGGGUGGCAAGUACUACUACCAACUGAACAGCAAGAAGCACCACCCCUACCAGCCGGACCCCAAAAUGUACGACCUGCAGUACCAGGGUGGCCACAAGGAGGCGCCCAGCCCCACCUGCCCGGACCUGGGGGCCAAGAGCCACCCGCCGGACAAGUGGGCCCAUGGCACAGGGGCCAAGGGCUACCUGGGAGCGGUGAAGCCCCUGGCCGGUGCAGCUGGCGCUCCAAGCAAAGGCCCCGAGAAGGGCCCCCCCAAUGGAAUGACUCCGGCCCCCAAGGAGGCCGUGACAGGCAACGGCAUUGGGGGAAAGAUGAAGAUUGUCAAAAACAAGAACAAAAACGGACGCAUAGUGAUCGUGAUGAGCAAGUACAUGGAGAACGGCAUGCAGGCGGUGAAGAUCAAGUCCGGGGAGGCAGCCGAGGGUGAAACGCGCUCCCCCAGCCAUAAGAAGCGGGCUGCCGAGGAACGCCACCCCCCAGCCGACAGGACUUUUAAAAAGGCAGCAGGCACAGAGGAGAAGAAGGUGGAAGCUCCCUCCAAGAGGAGGGAGGAAGAGGCGCCCGGGGCCGGUGACCCGCAGCCCCAGGAUGCCGCCUCCCGAAAGCUCUCCCCGACCAAGGAGGCCUUUGGCGAGCAGCCCCUGCAACUCACCACCAAGCCCGACCCGCUAGCCUGGGACCCGGCCCGGAGCACCCACCCGCCUUCCCACCACCACCACCACCACCAUCACCACCACCACCACCACGCUGUCGGCCUGAACCUCUCCCACGCGCGCAAGCGCUGCCUCUCCGAGACCCACGGCGAGCGCGAGCCCUGCAAGAAACGCCUGACUGCGCGCAGCAUCAGCACCCCUACCUGCCUGGGAGGCAGCCCUGCAGCUGAGCGUCCCGCCGACGUGCCACCAGCCCCCGCCCUGCCGCAGCCGGAGGUGAUCCUGCUGGACUCGGACCUGGACGAGCCCAUAGACUUACGCUGCGUCAAGACGCGCAGUGAGGCGGGAGAACCGCCCAGCUCCCUCCACGUGAAGCCUGAGGUCUCCAUGGCGGCGGCGGCGGCGGUGGUGGCACCGGUGCCCACGACAGUGGUUGAGAAACCUCCAGCCGAGGCCCAGGACGAGCCCGCGGAACCGCUGAGCGAGUUCAAGCCCUUCUUUGGGAAUAUAAUUAUCACCGACGUCACUGCGAACUGCCUCACCGUUACGUUCAAGGAGUACGUGACGGUGUAGCUGGAGGGCAUCGUUAGGGGAAGCCCCGCCCCCGCGGGGGGCUUAGCACCUGGGGCCUCGGGGCGGGCUUUCCUCUGGCCAACCGCGGGAGAUCUGGGCUGGCCCCCGGGGUGAAGACGCCCAGAGCCCGGGAGACAACUCUCUCCGAGGGCCGCUGUCGGAUCCUGGCGGAGGCUCCCUCCACUCGGUGCCUGCGGGUCUCACGCUCACCGGUCCCUCCUCUCCCCUGUGGAACCCAGACUGACAAGGCAGCCCCGCGCGGCAGCCUCAGAGUUCUAUAGUGUUAUAUUUUAACCGUGCUAACUUGUCAAGUGCUGACUCGACCCCCUUUGUAUGUGGUGUUAUUAUUGAAAUGUAUUGUUUGAGCUCAAAAGGCCCGAUCACCUCCCCUCGGGCUGCUAUAUAUAUAUUUAUUUGUAGGUAUUUAUAUAUUGAAAUAUAAAAACCUAGAUUUAUGGAGUUUCCUCUAGAUCAUGUUAUAUUCUAUACCAGACAAACUAUUUUCUGUUGACUCCCCCUCCCUCUACAGCAUUUCGGUUGAUUUCAUUUCCUCUCCUCCCAGGAACUGCAAUACCAGUAACCUUGGUAUAUAUUUUUUGAUACUGUACACAUGGAUGUGUUGUUUCUAUGUGAAAAAAAAAAAAGUUUGUUAAAAGGCUAAACGAGCUCUCUAGAAACUGCUGCUACUAGAAAUGUCUAAACUAUAAGCUUCCAAUUAUUACCUGCUUGAAUGUAAAUAUUAAAUGAAGAUGUUGAAGGUGCA
Messenger RNA from Nycticebus coucang (slow loris), 3747 nucleotides. It is a transcript of the gene CBX4, whose product is annotated as chromobox 4. The record is from RefSeq and is a predicted model, not a curated record. Bases 1092 to 2984 code for a protein of 630 amino acids. The transcript has 5 exons. Gene Ontology annotation, biological process: negative regulation of DNA-templated transcription. NCBI's taxonomy places the organism in Eukaryota, Metazoa, Chordata, Mammalia, Primates, Lorisidae.